Molecule: messenger RNA, 589 nt
Organism: Linum trigynum
Lineage: Eukaryota; Viridiplantae; Streptophyta; Magnoliopsida; Malpighiales; Linaceae
Source: the annotation of a GenBank genome assembly
GAUUCUCAGAUCUUCAUCCAUCAAUCAGUAGCUCCCGCUUUCUACGGAGAAGUUAACCAAUAGGUCCAAUUGCGGUAACAAUGUCGACAGCGGCGGCGGAGAAGAAGUUGAUCACUCUGAAGAGCGGCGACGGCGAGUCCUUCGAGGUGGAGGAAGCGGUGGCGAUGCAGUCGCAGACGAUCAAGCACAUGAUCGAGGACGGAUGCGCGGGCGACGGCAUCCCGAUCCCCAACGUCACCGGCGGGAUUCUGGCCAAGGUGAUAGAGUUCUGCAACAAGCACCACCAGCACCCUUGUCAAUCCGACGACGCCGAAUCGAUGAAGAUAUGGGACGCGAAUUUCGCCAAGGUGGGCCAGGACACCCUGUACGAUCUGCUUCUUGCGGCGAAUUACUUGAACGUCAAGGAUCUGCUGGAUUUGAUCUGUCAAACUGUGGCCGACCUGAUCAAGGGGAAGACGCCGGAGGAGAUACGGAGGUACUUCAAUAUCGAGAACGAUUUCACCAAGGAGGAGGAAGAAGCGAUUCGGAGGGAGAACCAGUGGGCGUUUGAGUGAUGUUUCAGUAGUGAAUCAGCUUUGUGUUUGAAUUU